AUGAAUCCUUACAUUUUAACCAUUCUCCUAUUUGCAAUAGGUUUAGGCACAACAAUCACCUUUGCAAGCUCUCAUUGGCUCCUGGCUUGAAUAGGAUUAGAAAUUAAUACCCUCGCAAUUCUACCCCUUAUAUGCCAGUCUCACCAUCCUCGGGCCGUUGAAGCCACAAUUAAAUAUUUUCUCACUCAAGCUACCGCUGCUGCCAUACUACUUUUUGCCAGCAUCACCAACGCUUGAAUUACGGGACAAUGAAAUUUAGAAUUCAUAAGCUACUCCCUCCCUACUACUCUGGUCACUGUGGCCUUAGCCCUAAAGAUUGGCUUAGCACCCCUCCACGCUUGGAUACCAGAGGUUCUUCAAGGCCUUGAUUUAACCACAGGUUUAAUCCUCUCAACAUGACAAAAGUUGGCACCUUUCUGCCUUCUUUUACAAAUCAAUCCUUCAAAUACCUCACUUCUCUUAAUUUUAGGCUUAGCCUCAACCCUUGUUGGGGGCUGAGGCGGGCUAAAUCAAAAUCAAUUACGAAAAAUCCUAGCCUAUUCAUCCAUCGCCCACUUAGGCUGAAUAAUUUUAGUAUUACAAUUCUUCCCAUCCCUAACCUUACUAACUCUUUUAAUAUAUUUUGUAAUAACCUUUUCCCUAUUUAUUACAUUUAAAGUUAAUAACUCUACUACUAUUAAUUCCUUAUCAAUAUCAUGAUCAAAAGCCCCUAUUAUCUCUUCAAUAGUACCUUUUAUCUUGUUAUCCUUAGGCGGACUCCCACCUCUAUCAGGAUUUAUACCUAAAUGACUUAUUUUACAAGAGUUAACUAAACAAAGUUUAGCUCCCUUAGCAACCCUAGCUGCACUUUCAGCAUUACUAAGCUUAUAUUUUUAUCUUCGGAUUUCCUAUGCGAUAACCCUAACCAUAUCACCUAAUAUCCUUUCAAACGCCCUCCCGUGACGGCUGCCCUCCAAUCAACAUACCCUCCCCCUAGCAAUUACUACCUCGUUAACAAUUUGUCUCCUCCCUCUUACCCCGGCUAUUAUUACCCUCCUUACCCUCU
Fundulus heteroclitus (mummichog) is the source of this 1045-nucleotide messenger RNA. Lineage: Eukaryota; Metazoa; Chordata; Actinopteri; Cyprinodontiformes; Fundulidae. The record is from the annotation of a RefSeq genome assembly.